GGAGAAAGAAGAGGUGGGAGGAGAGACCAGGAAGAAGCUAGAAGGGAGGUGAGGAGGGAGGAGCGCAGGGAAGGGAGAACCCGGCCCCUGGAGGCUCUAGAGACAGAUUGAGUGUGGAUUUUCUGGUGAGAUAACGCGCCCCAGGGAGAAGGGAGAGAGAGAGGGAGAGAGGGAGAAAAGGAGAGAGAGAGAGAGAGAGAGAGAGAGAGAGAGAGAGAGAGAGAGAGAGAGAGAGGAGGCGGCUGCAGCGUGGACCUAGCGCACCAGCCUUGCUUCCUUCAUCCUUCAUCCCCUUCCUCAUCCCGCCCUUCCCGGCGGCAGAGCAGCCCAGCCUCCUGCAGGCAUCCCGAGAGCUUGUGGUCGCUCCUCGGUAGAGGCAGCAUGAACAGCAACGAGGCCAAGGAUUAUCUGGCCCGGAGGGAGAUCCCCCAGCUUUUUGAGAGUCUGUUAAAUGGAUUGAUGUGUUACAAGCCUGAUGACCCAGUAGAAUAUCUUGAGAGCUGCUUACAAAAAGUCAAGGAACUGGGAGGACCAGAGAAGGUUAAAUGGGACACUUUUGUGGGUCAAGAGAAAAGGACAUUGCCUCCCCUCAAUGGCGGACAGUCCCGAAGGUCAUUUCUAAGAAACGUGAUGCCUGAAAAUUCCAAUUUUCCUUACCGGCGGUACGAUCGGCUCCCUCCAAUCCAUCAAUUUUCCAUAGAAAGUGACACUGACCUUUCUGAAACAGCUGAGCUCAUUGAGGAGUAUGAGGUUUUUGAUCCAACCAGACCUCGACCAAAGAUCAUCCUGGUCAUAGGUGGCCCAGGAAGUGGGAAGGGAACACAGAGCUUGAAAAUAGCUGAGCGCUUUGGGUUUGAAUACAUUUCAGUGGGAGAAUUGUUAAGGAAAAGGAUCCACAACACAAGCAGCAACCGGAAAUGGAGCCUCAUUGCUAAAAUCAUCACGACUGGAGAGCUGGCCCCACAGGAAACCACAAUCACGGAGAUAAAGCAGAAACUGAUGCAAAUGCCUGAAGAAGAGGGGAUCGUGAUCGAUGGGUUUCCCCGGGAUGUGGCCCAGGCGAUAUCAUUCGAGGACCAAAUCUGCAGCCCAGACUUGGUCGUGUUCCUGGCUUGCGCGAGCCAGCGGCUCAAGGAGAGGCUACUGAAGAGGGCGGAGCAGCAAGGCCGGCCUGACGACAACGUGAAGGCUACCCAGAGGAGGCUCACCAACUUCAAGCAGAACGCCUCGCCCUUGAUCAAAUACUUCCAGGAGAAGGGGCUCAUCAUGACGUUCGAUGCUGACCGAGAUGAAGAUGAAGUGUUCUAUGACAUCAGCGUGGCUGUUGGCAAUAAGCUGUUCCCCCCAACAGAGGCGGCAGCAGGGCCAAGCGAAUUUGACCUGUGUGUGGAUGCUGGAGACGGGAUGGAUGCAGGGUCUGACCUGGAGGACCGGGGAGAUGAUGAGACAAAUGUUUUUGGGGAGGACACCAUGGAAGAUUUUGCAGAAGACUUGAAGAAGUUCAAGAUCAUUUUUGUGAUCGGUGGUCCCGGCUCCGGCAAAGGAACCCAGUGUGAGAAGUUAGUCCAGAAAUACGGCCUCACGCACAUCUGCACCCCCGAGCUCCUGAGGGGCGAGCUGGCUGCGGCCACAGGGAAGGGCCUGCUGAUGAGAGAGCACCUGGAGCGGGGAGAGCCGGCGCCCCCGGGAAUCGUUCUGGGGCUUCUGAAGGAAGCUGUGGCUGCCCACCUGGGAGGAGACACGAGGGGGUUCCUGAUCGAGGGCUACCCCCAGGAGGUGAAGCAGGGCCAAGAGUUUGAGCGAAGGAUCGGAGAGCCCCACCUCGUGAUCUGCAUGGAGUGCUCGGCCGACACCAUGACCAGCCGGCUGCUCCAGAGGAACCAAGAUGACCGCCCAGAGGCCAUCCCCAAACGCAUCCAGGCCUACUACCAGGCCUCAGUGGCCGUGACUGCUCACUACGAGAAGAAGGCUCGGUUAUACAAGAUCAAUGCGGAGGGCAGCGCUGAGGAAGUCUUUCUUCACAUCUGUGCAGCUGUUGACUCCAUCUUCUGAAGGACAGGGGGAUGGACAGGAGGAUUCCAGGCUCUGUGUCCUGCCCAGAUCACGGUCUAUGUACAAAGCUCAGCCUCCAUGCCCCACAAGCGUCCUGGCCGCAGGGCUGUCCGAAGCCUGGAGGGUGGCUGAGGUCAGCGUCUGGUGUUUGGUGUCAUCCAGCCCCCUCCUCUUCUGUCCUCACUGACCACCCCCACACCUGCACAUCUGUCCUUUCUCCACUGUUCCAGGGCACAGAGGUCAGCGAGCGCCACCUGGGCAAGCCCCCCCCCACAGGGCCCUCAGCCAGGCAGCACAGGUGGGCAGGGGCACACACCUGGCACCCUACGGGAACUGUGGCUUAAGAUGCUUCCCCUCUUCGUUGUGGUCACUGGCAUCAACACAGGCCUCACCCGCCCAGUCAUCUUUUCCUGUCAUUCCGUCCAGCAGAUGGACAAGACCUGAAAAGCUGGCCAGCCGUUGGCAGCCACAGGCAGCUGUGGCUGGUGAGAUGGAGAUGGGAGGUCUGGCCUCUGACACGCUCUAGCUGCGUACAGGCCCUCAGUGCAGAGGGUGCCAAGCUGCACUGACAGAAGGAGUUGAUGACAUCAUAGGUCCAGUCUGGUGCUGGACGCUGGCCAGUGCUCUGAGGGUCACCAAUGCUUGUGAGUGCAACGGACAAGGAUUUCCUUCCUGCAAAAUGCCGCAAAGUGGGCCCUCCGUGCCUGACUUGGAAAACCUGGCACAGAGCUUAGUAAGUGAUGCCUGAGAACCGACUCUACCGAUGGCCCAGGAAGGCAUGAACACAGAGGAGCCAAGGGACCGCCUCGUCAACGUCUCCUUUGGCCAGCCACCUCUCAACAUCUGCUUCACCAUUGUGUGCUUGUUCACCCCCAUGAGGAGGUGCUGGGGGUGGGACCCCUCGGCAGGUCUUGGCGCAGCUCUGCACAUGCCUCUGGAAGACCCCUGCUCUGCCGGCAUCCUCUGUGCUCCUGCUGGUCUGGUCUAGUGUCUGUCACAGCUCCUGCUUCUCCCCACCCGUCACUGCCAGCGUCCAGAGUCCCCACUUGCAUGAUCUCUCUUCUUGCUUCAUCUAAGAUCAUUCCUGGGGCAGAUCUGCAUUUUUAAAGUUGCUUUUCUUGUAAUGACCAUAUGACAAACCAAUAAAGUUAAACAGAAGACAAAGAGCUGUGACUU
Molecule: messenger RNA, 3228 nt
Organism: Dromiciops gliroides (monito del monte)
Lineage: Eukaryota; Metazoa; Chordata; Mammalia; Microbiotheria; Microbiotheriidae
Gene: AK5
Product: adenylate kinase 5
Exons: 14
Coding region: 382-2052 (556 amino acids)
Biological process (GO): nucleoside triphosphate biosynthetic process
Cellular component (GO): cytosol; cytoplasm
Molecular function (GO): ATP binding; nucleoside diphosphate kinase activity
Source: RefSeq, a predicted model, not a curated record